UUCAUUAUUUGUAUAUGUGCUGCAGAUGUCGUUCUUGGGCAGGCUCGUUAUUCGAUCCCAGAAGAAAUGAUAAAAGGAUCUUUUGUUGGUAAUAUUGCACAAGAUUUGGGGAUUGAUCUUAAAAGACUGACGUUGGGCAAAGCCCGUAUCUUUACUGGCGAUAGCAGUGAUUAUAUUGAGCUAGCUGUGGACAAAGGAAUAUUAAUUGUUAAAGAAAGAAUAGACAGGGAACAUAUAUGUGGACUGAUCUCUCCAUGCAGUGUGAGUUUUCAAAUUGUUCUCGAAAAUCCAAUGGAGUUGUAUCGUGUUACUGUUGAAAUUUUGGACAUUAACGAUAAUGCACCAACAUUUAUCAAGAAUGAAAUUAGUUUAGAAAUAAGCGAGUUAGCUAUACCAGGAGCGCGUUUCUUACUAGAGAGCGCUGUGGAUCCUGAUGUGGGCAUAAACUCUCUAAAAAGCUAUUCACUUAUGCCGAGUGAUCAUUUUCUUUUAAAGCAGCAUUCCAGUUCUGAUGGCAGUAAAUAUGUAGAGAUGAUGCUGCAAACGCCUCUGGAUCGAGAAGAACAAGAACAUCAGUAUUUAACAUUAACUGCUGUUGACGGUGGGAACCCACAGAGGUCGGGCACAGUUAAAAUACACAUUACUGUACUGGAUGCCAAUGACAAUGCUCCUGUUUUUAGUCAGGCAGUUUAUAAAGUUUCUGUGCUUGAAAAUGCUUUGAAAGAGACAGUAGUGAUGACAGUGAACGCAACUGAUGCAGAUAAGAUAUCAAAUGGGGGUGUAACUUACUCGUUUACGCACGUAACAGGCACCGUUUCUGAAUUGUUUGCGCUAGAACCAAGUACUGGUGAAUUAAAAGUGGUAGGGCAACUAGAUUUUGAAAAAGCAAAACAUCAUGAGAUUAAUAUACAGGCAAAAGACCAUGGUGGCCUUACAGAUUCUAGUAAAGUAAUAAUUGAAAUUGUUGAUGUCAAUGAUAAUGUUCCAGUUAUAACAAUAAUGUCAUUCUCGAGUACAAUACCUGAAGACUCGUUACCCGGAACGGUAAUAGCUAUGAUUAAUGUCCAAGACCUGGACUCUGGAAAAAACGGCGAGGUUCGUUGUUUAAUUGAUCAACAUCUUCCUUUUAAAAUUAAAUCUUUUUCAACGUACUUUUAUAGCUUGGUGACAGAAAGAGUUUUAGACAGAGAACAAGUAUCAGAAUAUAACAUUACUAUUACUGCCAUAGACGAAGGAGUGCCGGCUCUCAAAAGUAAUCUGACAAUUAUGCUGAAGAUUUCUGAUGUUAAUGAUAAUGCUCCAGAAUUUGAUCAGGAAUUAUCUACCGCUUAUGUGAUGGAAAACAACUCCCCAGGAUUAUCUAUACUUUCUAUACAAGCCCAAGACCCAGAUACAAACCAGAACGCUCGUAUUACUUACUUACUGGAACCAACACAAAUAAACGGAGUAUUUGUAUCUUCAUACGUUUCCAUUAACUCAGACAGUGGCAUACUUUACGCAGUGCGCUCAUUUGAUUAUGAGAAAAUCAGAGAGUUCCAAAUCCACGUUAAAGCUCAAGAUGGAGGUUCACCACCACUUAGUAGCAACGUGACUGUAAACAUCUUUGUGCAAGACCAGAACGACAAUGCGCCUCAGAUUCUCUAUCCAGUACAAACUGAAGGCUCUCUGGUGGCUGAAAUGGUGCCUCGUUCAGCUGAUGUUGGCUAUCUCGUCACUAAAGUGGUAGCUGUUGAUGCCGACUCUGGACAGAAUGCGUGGCUCUCAUACAAACUGCACAAAGCUACAGACAGGACACUUUUUGAAGUGGGUCUGCAAAAUGGGGAGAUAAGGACGUUGCGCCAGGUUGUUGACAAAGAUGCUGUGAAACAAAGACUUGUUAUUUUAGUGGAAGACAAUGGUCAGCCCUCUCGUUCAGCUACAGUGAAUGUGAACGUGGCGGUUGCAGACAGCUUCCCUGAAGUACUUUCAGAAUUUAGUGAUGUCACACAAGAUAAGGAUUACAAUGAAAAUUUGACAUUUUAUUUGGUCUUAUCAUUGACUGUAGUGUCAUUUCUUUUUAUUGUCUCCAUCAUAGUUCUGACGUCAGUAAAGCUCUGUAAAUGGAGACACUCUAGACUAUUUCAUGAAUCAAACAGAAACCUCCCUGUUAUUCCAUAUUACCCACCCCAGUAUGCAGAUGUUGGGGGGACAGGAACACUUCGACAUGUGUACAAUUACGAAGUGUGUUUAACUACUGAUUCCGGAAAGAGCGAAUUCAAGUAUAUCAGACCGUGCAGUCAAAGUCUUCUAAGUGUUGACCACAGUGCUACAGAGUCCAUGCUGCACGCGCAGAAGGAGAAGAACCUAAUUGAUGUCACAGAUCCUUCAAUACAGGUGAGCCUUUGCUUAUAA
Molecule: messenger RNA, 2391 nt
Organism: Acipenser ruthenus (sterlet)
Lineage: Eukaryota; Metazoa; Chordata; Actinopteri; Acipenseriformes; Acipenseridae
Product: protocadherin gamma-A11-like
Exons: 1
Biological process (GO): homophilic cell-cell adhesion
Cellular component (GO): plasma membrane
Molecular function (GO): calcium ion binding
Source: RefSeq, a predicted model, not a curated record